AGUGUGAGGAAGGGGAGGUGUGAAGGGACAGAAAUAGGUGGAGAAAAACUGGAGUCACGUGACAGGCAGCCAUUAUGUUAAGCUCACGGAAUGAAGGUCUGGCCAACGAAACUGGAGGGCCGAACUUUAAGCCUUACUUGAAAAAAAACUGAAACAAAAAACAUUGAGAAUAUAAAUAAAUAACCAGAGCGGGGGUUUAUCUUUCCCCCCCGCCGCCAAACGAUUCUUCCUGGCAAAUAAAUAAUAAAAAAAAAAAAAUAAAUUAUGCCCGGACCCGUGGAAAGAUGGCUUGAAACGUUUAUGUGCAAGCAAUACGCGGAUACUUUUGAAGCUUAUGGAUUUAAAACGCUGCAGUCUGUAUGUCAGCUUCAACUCCACCAGCUGCAAGGAAUGGGUGUUGCCCAAGAACACUGUGAAAAGAUACUGGAAAAUGUUCAUGUACUCAGACAGACUUUAAUAGCUGGGAACAACAAGACUACAGGUUUACCUGAGCAGUCUCCUCCUUCCGCCCAUGACUCGACUCUGGUCAAUUCCGCCAGCUCUGUCCUUCGCUCUGUAGCAAUGAAUGUUAAUCUUCAGCGAGGUCCUAUGAAUCAUUAUCCGGAGGAUAUGCCUAAUCCUUAUGGUGCCAAUACUGGACGUAUGGCUCUAAGUUCUGAUUACCUCACUAGAGACAAUCCUCAGAUGAUGAGUCGUGGUAUGUCUGGUUAUCCACUGCAGAGUUAUGGCGAUCAUCCUUCCAGUCAUAUGAUGCUUUCCCAACAAACUUCUUUUCAUGGACACAAUGCCGCUGCAGCUGCAGCAAUGUACAACCAACAUAACCAGUCUCAACAGUUCAUGGGACAACGUUUUUCUAGCCCCUACCAAGCCUCUCAUUAUUCUUCUAUGGGUGCUGUGGCACAGAGUUCCGCUGCUGCUGCUGCUGCUGUACAAAUGUCAGCUGCACAAAUGUCACAGCUAUCAGCUGCGCAGAUGUCCAGUAUGGCCAGCAACUCCAUGUACAGUUCAUCACCUGCUUCUUCUUCUAGUUCUUCCCACAAUCCGCAUUCUCAUCCAUAUAUGCGACACUCCUCCAGUUGCCAGAACCCACAGCAAGUAGCCGACAACAUUUUGCAAAUGGCUUCGGUAAACUAUCCUAGUAAUCAGACAGUACAUGUUCCCAUCAACAAGAGCCGGACUGCACCAUAUCACCUACCCCGCUCACCUCAGUAUAGCAUGCAGACUUGUAACAGUCCUGUUCAGCCUCAGAUGCGUCACAAUGCUGCUCAGUAUGGCUAUCCUAGUACAUCACCCCAUCCACCUGCAGCCCGGACAUCUCCGAUAAGCCCUAUGUUGAUGCAUAGUCCAGCAAGUCAUCAUAGUAACCAGUCUAUGCCAAAUUCCAGUCCUGUCUCUUUACAUAGUCCUGCUCCAGCCAAUGUGAAAUCUCCUGUCACUACGCCGUCCCCAAUUACAAGUAGUCUUCGUUCGCCUUGUGCUGUUCAAUCGAUGACGUCGCCUGUGGGCUGUGGAAAACAGAUUUGCUCUCCUCCACAUUCAAUAAACAGUUCUUCUGGGAUGCAACAGUCUCCGUUAGGCAGUAACAGUAGUAGUGGUUAUGUUUCAUGCAACACUAGUAUUAAGUCUCCAGGUCCACAACAUCAACAACAACAACAACAACAACAACAGCAGCAGCAGCAGCAACAACAACAACAACAACAACAACAACAACAACAGCCACCACAACAACAGCAUCAUCAUCAUCAACAUCAUCAACAGCCUCAACAACAACAACCACAACAUCAGCAACAGCCACAGCAACAAAGACCUCCAUCUCAAAAUCGAUACUCUCCUCAUCCCAUAGGUUCCCCUAUCAGCCAUGCUGGCUCACCAUAUGCAUUGUCAAAAGCUCAUAUUAACAGUCCCCCUCAAAGCCAAAACUUUCAACAUACACCAUCAAUGAGCCCAUAUGUUAGUGAUGCCUCCCAGGACUCCACUGCUAGCCAAUCUACAGCAGCUCCUCUUGUUGUCAAGAACCCCUUACAAUCACUCGAAAAACUUGUGUUGCUUCCAGAGUCACAAGUGAUAGAUCCAAAGAGUGUAGUCAAUGAUGCUUGUCUACCCUCCCCCUCUCAUAAUAAUGAAGGCCCAAAAAACUGUGAUAUUCCAAGUGAUCAUCGAAAUUCUGGUGGCUGUAUUUCUUCCAACUCGUCCUCAACCUCUUGCAGCAAUAGUAGCACUGCCUGUGGCAGUACCAGUUGUACUGAUGGAAAACACUGUGAUAAUGGCAACACAACCACUAGCAACAAUUCUGGCUCUAACAAGUCAGACUAUUCAUUUAAAAUAUCACCACCUCCACCACCAAACCCUACUAUAGCUCCUCUUUCAUUGCCUCCUGCUUCUUCAACACUGGAAGACAAUGGGGCCCUUCAUGGUCUCCUAGCCAAACAAGACAAUAACCUGAACACAAAGGCAUCACCACAACAGGUUUCAGUUCCUCCACCAUCUCCUACGCUCAAGUGGGAUGUGCGCUUUGCUGAGGACACCAGUAACAAUACUGUGAGUCACACUGAAACAUCUGCUGACACAAAACUACCAGAUCAAUUGGAUAUUCCAACAUUUAAUAAUAAAGUCCCAUUUCAAUCUAAAUUGGAAAACUCUCCAGUUGAAAUGAAACAUGAAGUGGUUUCUUUUGAAAGCAAUAAGCAAGAUAUUCUUGACUCGGAUAACAGCAGUACUGCCACUGUGAAUUCUAGCGUAAGUGCACCAUUAGAUGAUACAUCUUCAUCUUCAGCAAUUUCCAAUUCAUUGUUCUCUCCUGAACAGAAUUCUAUAAAUGCUAGUGUUACUUCUUGCUCAAAUACUGCAACUCCAUCUCAAACUACCAGCAAGUCAGGCUGCCUUGUUGGAAAUCCUAGCACUGAUUCAGCGAAUACACCACCACACUCAAUGUCCUCAGCCGUCUCUGCUCCGUUGUUUUCUCAGCCUCUCGCUGAUAUAGAAGUAGAAAUGGAAACUAACAGUCAAGAUGAUAAUGAGACACCUGCAUCUCCGAAGCAACUCCAGUGCUCGCCGAAUCCUCUGGUUAAUGGUAUAACAGAUGUCUAUCCAAGUCCCGACCUCUCGCAAAGUAAAGAAGAAACUUUGUGUCUCAGUCCAAAAUGUGAAGAUGGCAUUUCUUGCUCCCCAAAAGAAAACAAGAACCAACAUAAAGAAAAUACUGCUGAACUACAAGUAGAAAUUAAACUAGAUGUGAAAACUGAGUCGUCUGAAGGUGCCAAUAAUCCAAAUCCUUCAGGUUCUUUGAAAAGUAACGAGAAUCCACCUCAAGCAACCCGUCGCAGUCCCAGAAAGAAAAUGACUGUGAAUACUAGCCUUUCCACUGAUGUCAAUGUAGUGACUGCAUCAACCACUGCAAUCAUUAACACAAACACAUCCUUCACAGUGUCAUCGCCUGUAUAUUCUACAAGUGAAAGCAGUGCACUGACAAAUAAUUCUGUUUCUACUCCUACUUCCUUAUCAGCCCUCCUUCCUGUUACUACUACUACUACCACUACUACUACGACUGCUACAACUACUACUACAACUGCUGCUGCUGCUGUGAAGCAAAGUGUGCAAACUAGUGCUACUCAGACAAAUCUUAGCAAAGUGAAGAGAUCAAAGCGUAUCCAAAAUAACCAAACUGUAAAAGCAAUAGCUCAGAAAGAAGAACAAGACAAUGAAACCAGCUCUCGGCUUCGUGUACGUAAAGAUUCAGGUAACACGUAUACGCGGCAAAUGCGUAAUUCUUUACUCCGAUCAAUUACAACUUCUCAGAGUAAGGUGUACGCUGGUGGGGGGCCAGAGAUUACUGGCAGUUGUGAAUUGGAUACCGUUGAUGAUGAGCACAUAUCAAGAGAUGAAGAGCCAGCAGAAGAAAGAACGAACGGUUGUGAGCAAACGAAAACCUUGUCCAAUUCUGACAGUGCUCUGGACAACAGCAAAGAAGAAGGUAGUACAACAGAACAAUCCAAGUUAGAGCUGGAUACAGACAGUCUCUUUCAAAAAGACAGUAUCGAGUUAGUUGGUGAUAAUACUUCUCAGUCUAAGAAAGAGGAAUUAAGCCAGACUCCAAAAAAUAAAAAACGAGGCAGUAGCCGAAUCAGCCAACAAACAAAAUCUUCUCAAGAAGAGAAAAGUCACACAGCUCUUGGCCCUGCACCUGAAGAGAACAAAAAAUGUCUCUUUGAAAGGCCUACCCAUUCAACUUCCAACGAGGAAGAACAAAUAGAUAAUACCACAGUAAUAAAAAAAGAACCAUGUGAUGAAGAUGAGCAACAUUCCACGACAGCUGCGAAAGCUAGUCCCAUGGAGCAUGACGUCAGUGGAGAAGAUAGUAGUCGCACUCCAGAACCAAUGGUAAGAAGACGCCGAAAGCGACAAGAUUCAUCAUCUGUAGACUUUGACUGUGUUGUGGAUACAAAUAUAAUGGUUGAUUCUGUAUCUUAUGAUGAAAAUAUUCUCUGUUCUAAGAGAAAAAGGACAAUUAAAUCUGAAGUUUUUCCUUCAAGAAAUCCGGAACCAGAACCUGCACCAAUUUCUAAAGCACCUGUAGAAAUCUUGGAAAUAGACUUGACUGACGAGAGUAAUCCUAUUAAGCAGGAAUUUUCCAAUAACAUGGAGAAUAACUCUGACUUAAGUGAUGAAGAAGCAAGUGAUAGCAAGGCUAAUGAGCUUUGCCCUGACCCUCAACUUUCUUUAAAUGUUGAAUUUAAAGAAGAAUUGACACCCUCUGAAACAAAUGAAACUGAUGGGGCAAUGACACCUGACAAGAAGAGCAGCACAUCUGCUGGUAAAAAGAAAAAGAAAGGGCGACCGCCAGCAAAAGGGUCUUUGCGGGGUCGAAAGAUAAGUCGUGGCAAGUCUGAUAUUUAUAGCGCUUUUCCCCCUGAUAGUGACUCUUUCAAGUCUUUGAAACUGAAAAAAACAAUGGAUUUAAUGUCCAGCACCAAAAAGAAAAAAAAUGAGAUGGGAUCUGUUACAACUGGUCCAUUUAUACGGAUGACGACUAUAAAGGAUGAACCGGCAAACUGCAUAGUUGUUAAUCAACACCAAGAAGACAAUGACUCCAAAUUGAACAAGAAGUCUAAAAUCAAAUGUCCCUCAACCGGAUCUUCAGUUCAGAUAUCUAAUUUACCGUCUGAAAAAUCUGUCUUAGUUCCCAGAACCUCUUUAAUCGGGGAUGUUUGGGUUUGUGUACUGUGUGGUAAAGGUAGCACUUACAAAUUUCUCGGAGAUUUAUUUGGACCUUAUUAUCCAGAGGGCUUCCACCCCACUGUAAAAUCAGAAAAACCUGACAAAGUGCAGGUUCCUCCAGCAUUGACUGCACCUCCUUUACCGUCACCUCUUGGCCAAGCCUCUAACCCUGACAGCUCACCUAAUGCUUCAACCUUGACUCCUAUUUCUGAAGAUUUAUCCAAAAUGGACAGUAAACACAAACGGAAGAGGACUUUACCUUUUGUUGAGCAAACCAGUGGUAUUGACAGGCGAAUACGAAAGUCAUCAAGUGAUGAACGAGGUUGUGGCAGUGAUGUAGACUGUGAGCAGUUAAAUUCUGAUGUAUCUGAGGUUUGGGUCCAUGAAGAUUGUGUUGUUUGGUCAGACGGUGUAUAUUUAAUAGGGAAUAAACUGUAUGGUCUUGAAGAGGCAGCUGCAAUUGCUUCAGCUACAAUUUGCUCUAUUUGCAAAGAACGAGGUGCAAUGGUUGGCUGUCUUCAUAAAGGUUGCACUCAGAAAUACCAUUAUAUAUGUGCUGCAGAAAAGGGUUGUUAUCUUGAUGAAGAAAACUUCUCUUUGCUUUGUCCAAAACACAAGGACAAAAAGAUGAAAAAUCUGGACCCUCAGAGUAGUGCAAAGUCCUGACAUGACCUCUGUCCCAGCUAUGACUCAAAGUCACUCAGUUAAGCUCUCAAACAGUGGUCAAGACAUUGUCUACAUCUCAAGAAAUCCACUACUAUUACUACCUUCACUACCAACUAACACCAUAAUGGGAUUGUGCCAUUACUAGAUGUUGUCUCAACUAAUCUGAACUGAGUGCAACUCGCUUGUUAAGCUUUCCCUAGUGCUGCUGGCUCUAACCAAGAGUAUUCUUGUGACUGUCUGCUGUGUGAAGCAGCACUGACAACAACAGCAGUAGUAAUAUUGAUGAAGAUGAUGAUGAUGAUGAUGAUGCUACUUCUUACUGUAUUUUUGAGAAUCAACACCAACAGUACCAAUACUAUUGUGCCAUUUGGUUCUAUCUGACCUUUGACCAUCUUAGCAGUUUCACCUCCAACAGACCACCUUUGGACUACCUCGUUUGCACCUUCUACUGCUGUUGUGUUGGCUUACAUAGAACAUUUUAUUACUACUACCACUACUAUCACAACCACCUCCACCACUAGCAUUACUAUUACUACUACUACUACUACUACUAAUUUUAAUACUAACUACUGUUACCAGUGCUAUAAGUGAUAACAUGGUGCAUUUAUGCCAUUGAUGUGGCCAGCUGAUAAAAUAUUUUAGUGAUGUUUGUGUUAAAUUUACAAAUAAAUUACAAAAAAAAAAUACAUCUAGUGUAAAUAACAAACAAAACAUUUACAGAAUUAUCUAUAAUUUCCUUUUCUUCCUUUUUUUUUUUUUGCUAUGUGGUCUUUAUUUUUAACUCUCUAAUUUGACUAGAAAUGAGUGUACAAUUAACACCAAGCUUUUAUUUCUUUUUUUUCUCUUCUUUUUUUUUUUUAACCUAACAAGAGAACAUCAUGCUUGGUGAUUUAGUAUAUAAGUUUGAAAUUGGCUGUGGACUCUUGUCACAACAGCAUGGAAUCAGCCGUGGUGUUUAUCAGCAGAAUAAAGUAUUGACUGUGGAGUUUCUCACCAGAAAGAAGAUUAUGUCAUAACACGAAAGGACUGGCUGCAAAAUCUGUCUAAACAGAUAUGAAUACUACAAAUUGAUGGCUGUCUGGUCUGUUAUAAAAGACAUGUACACUGGUUCUGAGGUUUGUCAUAGCAAUGUGCAUAUUAUUGGAUAUUCUGUAAGAGCAAUGUGGAGCUGGCUGUGUAAGUCAGUCAGAACAGUAUGGAGCUAUAAAAACAUAAUGAAGAUUGUAGGAGAUUGCCCAUGUCAUCUGUAUUGACAAUAUAGAACUUAGCUCUGGAGUUCAUCAGCAGUUAGUUGUAUAAUAAUAAUAAAUUGCUUUUUGGUUUAUCAUAACUCUACAGAGCCUCCAACAGAAUUCUCUUCUGUUCACUGCAGAGAUUUCUGUUUGCUUUCAUCUAUCUCAUAAAUAAACUCAGUCCAGUGCUCAAUCACAAGAUCAUGUUGUCUGGAGCAGAGGAAUUCCUUGAGAUUGACAUUAAAAAAAAAAAAUAUAUACAUAUAUAUAUAUAUAUUUCAUGCUGCUGCUGUUGCUGCUACUACUUGCACUACUAUUAUAUUAGUUGGCCAACCUGACUAAUGAUAGUAACCAGGGAUAGCAGGGUUCUUUUUGUUGUUGUUUUUUUUUUUAAAGCAGCAGUAGUGUUAUAACUACUACUACUACCACUACAGCAUUUUAACAAGAUUCGGUUGACCAGAGGAGGAGGAUAAACAAAUUUUAUCUGCUGUAAACCUUUCUUCCGUUUGUCCUCCGUCAACAAUUAAUUGUAGUAGUAGUGGUGACAGUAGUAGUAGCUCUAUAACUACUACUACUGCUGCUACUACUACUACUAUUGCUGUUGCUGGUGGUGUUAUGAAGUCUGCUAUCUGCUAGUUUGGAUACUCUAAAUGCUGGCAAUGGUCAUUUCUGUUGCCCACCAAUCUCUCUCCUUCUCUCUUUUUCUCUCUCUCUCUCUCUCUCUCUCUCCUUCUCUCUCUCUCUCCCUCUCUCUCUCUCUCUCUCUCUCUCUGCCACUGCCAUUUGGCAGGUCUUGUUCUUUUUCUGAGUUGAAAAACAAACAAGUUCAUUUUAAACCUCCGAUGUACAUUUAGUGUGUGAAUGUGUGGGUGUGCAACGUAAGUGUGCACACAGGUGUGUGUUUGUGUGUGUGUAUUGAUUUACAUGUGUGUUUGCAUGUAUGUGUGCAUGCGUGUUUAUGGUUGUUGGCUAAUGCACGUGUGUCUGGUAGAAAUUCCAUGCCUAUUUUUGUGUUCCAUUGAAGAAAACUUACCAAACUGUGCCAUGUCUCUAGUUCCUGCAAUAUGAAUCUUGGAUGUGGUACUUACUAUGAAAUUUAAAUCAUUUUUUUCCUCAACUACUGUAAAAUAAAGACUUAACUGUCAAAUGAAA
Octopus sinensis (East Asian common octopus) is the source of this 8264-nucleotide messenger RNA. Its product is annotated as serine-rich adhesin for platelets. Gene Ontology annotation, cellular component: nucleus. Lineage: Eukaryota; Metazoa; Mollusca; Cephalopoda; Octopoda; Octopodidae. The transcript is spliced from 9 exons. Gene Ontology annotation, molecular function: protein binding. Bases 265 to 5880 code for a protein of 1871 amino acids. Gene Ontology annotation, biological process: regulation of transcription by RNA polymerase II. The record is from RefSeq and is a predicted model, not a curated record.